ACUUACAAAUUUUUUCUAAGCUGUGAGAGUCCGGAUCCCCUGCCCCUCUCUCCACUCGCCAUGCGACGGCAUCUUCACUCUUGCUUCCAAAGCACGCCGAAGCUUAGAAGCAGAUAUUAAACUCCUGAAGCCUAACAGUAAGCGAGCGUGCGCUAGAGAGAGAGAGAGAGAGAGAGAGGGAGAGAGAGAGAGCGAAGGCAGCUUUGGAAGAUUCUUCAGGGAUGGCGACGGACGAGUACAAGCCGCUGAGGCGAAUCGCCGAUGCUUUCGACAGCCUCGCGGGGACGGUCAACUCCACUGUUCCCAUCGAGGCUGUUCACUUCUCCGAUGCGUGCUCUCGCGUUUCUGUUCUCUUUGGCUGCCUCGGGAUUGCCUUCAAGUUUGCCGAGAUGGAUUACGUCUCCAAGGUUGAAGAUCUUAAGGAAGCAGCAAAAUCUAUUCCAACGUUGCAAUCUAUGCUUGAAUUAGACAUCAAGAGCAAUUGCAUAAGGCAAGGUGGGAGUCAUUCACGAAACCUUCUUCGAGUGAAGCGUGGAAUUGACAUGGUCAAGGUGCUUUUUGAGGAAAUUCUCGUAGCCGAUGGGAACUCUCUGAAGGAUCCUGCAUCUGUAGCUUAUUCCAAAGUUUUAGCCCCUCAUCAUGGGUGGGCAAUUAGAAAGGCAGUUUCUGCAGGAAUGUAUGCCCUCCCCUCAAAAUCGCAACUUCUGAAGAAGUUAAAUGAAGAUGAGGAAUCAUCUAGAAUUGAGAUGCAGAAAUACAUAACGUCGUCUGGUCCUGUCAUUCAAUACGUUGAAGAACUUUUCAUCUCUCGAGAGCUGGGCAUAGAUUGGUGACAAAAUUCUUGAAAUUAUGUUUUAAAUUGCAAAUCUUUGCUUUUUUUUCCCUUUCGAUCCUUCUGGGCUUACGUAAUUGAUGCAGAUGCAGGACUGAGAAUCUGACAUUCUGAUUAGAAAACUUUGUGAGAUUAUACUUAUAUAAAAAUUAAAUAAUUAAGUCGAAGUAAAUAUAUUAAUGCUUUAUGUAAAAGCAAUUAAUGUUAAGCCCAUCAAAAGUGCUGCUUACAUACUUUUUGGGUGAGACAUCUCAAAAAUUCUUUGUAAUUUAUAUAAUAUUUAAUUUUUAUUGAUUUUUAUGAUC
Dendrobium catenatum is the source of this 1137-nucleotide messenger RNA. RefSeq names its product accelerated cell death 11. The transcript is spliced from 4 exons. Gene Ontology annotation, molecular function: ceramide 1-phosphate binding; ceramide 1-phosphate transfer activity. Gene Ontology annotation, cellular component: cytosol; membrane; cytoplasm. Lineage: Eukaryota; Viridiplantae; Streptophyta; Magnoliopsida; Asparagales; Orchidaceae. The record is from RefSeq and is a predicted model, not a curated record. The coding region runs from base 222 to 833 and encodes 203 amino acids. Gene Ontology annotation, biological process: ceramide transport; intermembrane lipid transfer.